ACACAACACAACGAAAAAAAAAGAGAGAGAGAAACAACAACAAAAAAAGCUAGCCCCAAAGAAAAAGUGACACAAGUUUGAUUUUUUUUUAAAGGAAGUGGGGGGGGGGCGAAGGCGAGCGCUGAGGACAGGUGAGGAGCUGCAGUGGGAGCCGCGGGGCGCUGUCCACGGUGCUGACGGGCCCUGCCGGGGCCGAGCGCUCACGCAGGAUCUCCGGGGCCAGGUGGAGCUUCCCGAUCCGCAGGCCGCGGCCGCUGUCCGCGGUGCUGAGGCCUCCAGGUGCGCUCUGUUCUGCCUGCUCGUAGCGCGGCCCCGGCCGGCCGCUAUCCGCCCUGCUGACCCCUACCCUCGGCUACCGUUUGCUGGAGCAAGCGUGCGGUUUGGAUUUUGCUUUUUAAAAAAGACGAUCUCGAUUCAGAUUCCAACAGCCUCGCACUUCUUCUGUGCCAAAGGGGCCCUCAGGCCGUUCUUCUACCUUUUGGCUCUCCCCAACUUGGCGCGCCCUCCUCCCAUUCCUCCCUGACACUCCCACCACCACCCCCCCUCGGCUCGGCUGCUCGGUGCGGUGCUGCAGAAGACGCAUUGAACCCUUUUGGAUGUAAUGCGCAGAGGAGGUUGGCCCAGAGCUCCUGGGCUCCCCCAAGGCUGAACUCCGUCCAAGGUGCCCACAGGCUCCCUGCCCGCCUUCCCCAUGCCAGCCCGCAGCUAGGGGCAGGGGCAGCGGCGGCUGGGGUUGGGGGUGGGUGGGGAGCUUUUGGGGAGGACAGGUCUCAGUUUGGCUAUGGAAGGCUCCAAUGGCUUUGGGAUUGACUCCAUUCUCUCCCACCGAGCGGGCAGCCCCGCCCUUCCCAAGGGGGACCCCUUGCUUGGGGACUGCCGUUCACCCCUGGAGCUAAGUCCACGCUCAGAGAGCAGCAGCGACUGCUCUUCGCCAGCCUCACCUGGAAGAGACUGUCUGGAGACCAGUACCUCGCGGCCCGGUGCUGCAUCUGGCCCAGGUUUGGACUCUCACCUGCAGCCGGGGCAGCUUUCAGCCCCAGCCCAGUCGCGAACCGUCACCUCCUCCUUUCUGAUCAGGGACAUCCUUGCUGACUGCAAACCUCUCGCGGCCUGUGCACCCUACUCGAGCAGCGGGCAGCCUGCAGCCCCUGAGCCUGGGGGCCGCCUUGUGGCCAAGGCCGGGGAGGACUUUCGCGACAAGCUGGACAAAAGUGUCAGCAGCGCCUCGUCGGACUCUGAGUACAAAGUGAAGGAGGAGGGCGACCGCGAGAUCUCCAGCUCUAGGGACAGUCCCCCUGUGCGCCUGAAAAAGCCACGAAAAGCGCGCACCGCCUUUACAGACCAUCAGCUGGCGCAGCUGGAGCGUAGCUUCGAGCGGCAGAAAUACCUGAGUGUUCAAGACCGCAUGGAGCUGGCUGCCUCGCUCAACCUCACUGAUACACAGGUCAAGACCUGGUACCAGAACCGCAGGACUAAAUGGAAGCGACAAACGGCCGUGGGGCUGGAGCUGCUGGCGGAGGCAGGCAAUUACUCGGCGCUUCAGAGAAUGUUCCCGUCGCCUUAUUUCUACCCACAGAGCCUCGUUUCCAACCUGGACCCGGGUGCCGCGCUCUACCUGUACCGCGGCCCCAGCGCGCCUCCGCCUGCCCUCCAGAGACCUCUGGUGCCCCGUAUCCUCAUCCACGGACUCCAGGGCGCCAGCGAGCCGCCCCCGCCGCUGCCCCCGCUGCCCGGCGUCCUCCCGCGCGCCGCGCAGCCUCGGUGAGGCGCCCUCUCUCUCCAAUCCGUGCUCCGGGGACCCCCAGCUCAGGCUGGGCGCGGGUCCGCACCGUCGCCCCGGGGCAGGGCAGCCCGGCUCCCCACGGUGCCGCUACCCAGUGUCUCCCACGGGGAUAACUUCACUGAGGCUACCCCUUCCUCAGCUGCGUCCUCUCUCCUGGCUUCUCCACUCCCGGAGCCAUUUUCACCUGCCAGAUGUACAUACGCGCCCCUGCCCACCUCCCACCCAACCCCAAGUCCCUGCGGGCUUCCCUAAGUACCCCCUGUUCCCUAGGCAGCAGGUAAGGGGACGCCGGCGACUGGUUCUCUCCCGUGUCCACCCUUCUUCCCGCACCUCUGUGAGACAGGGUGGGAGCGCUGUACGGAGCUUCCCUCCCAACUCCUUUAUUUUCCCCGAGUCCCGGGCUGGCGGCAGAGCUGUACAGUGUGCAAAGUGUAUAUGAAGUUAUUUAUUCGUGACCCAUGAGCCCGUGACAGUGUCCGUGAAUCAGUGAGUCUGUGGCCUGUGCCCUCGCCGUCCCGGGUGGGGCAGGAAGGGGCCGAGAGGGCUUGCCCAUGCAUCCGGGCCCCCAGCCCCCCUCCCUUCCACCCAGGUCCCGGGGCAGCCAGGCCUCUUGGGUUCUCUUUUUUAAAUGUGGAAAUAAACUUCUUACAAAUGAC
Molecule: messenger RNA, 2439 nt
Organism: Chionomys nivalis (European snow vole)
Lineage: Eukaryota; Metazoa; Chordata; Mammalia; Rodentia; Cricetidae
Gene: Barhl1
Product: BarH like homeobox 1
Exons: 3
Coding region: 782-1765 (327 amino acids)
Biological process (GO): regulation of transcription by RNA polymerase II
Cellular component (GO): nucleus
Molecular function (GO): DNA-binding transcription factor activity, RNA polymerase II-specific; RNA polymerase II transcription regulatory region sequence-specific DNA binding
Source: RefSeq, a predicted model, not a curated record